AAGAAUUGGCAGAUUCAAAAACCAAAAAAGUAUUCGAACGAUUCAUUCCCACUAGGAGAAGGGGGAAGUCGUCGCUCUGCACGAAAAUUGAAAUCGCCCCAAAACCCUAACUCCAUUGGAGGUUUGUUGAGUGAGUUCAUAAGAAGCAGCCCCGGGCAGCGAUUUCUUCAUUCGCUCUCGAAGAUGAAGCUCGUCAGGUUUUUGAUGAAAUUGAACAACGAAACUGUCUCGAUCGAGCUGAAAAACGGCACCGUCGCUAAUGGAACCAUCACCGGCGUUGAUGUCAGCAUGAACACACACUUGAAGACUGUAAAAUUAACACCGAAAGGGAAGAAUCCGGUAACAAUGGAUCAUCUGAGCUUAAGGGGAAACAACAUCCGCUAUUAUAUACUGCCCGACAGUAUAAAUCUUGAGACUUUGCUAGUUGAAGAAACACCCAGGGUGAAGCCUAAGAAGGCUACUGCUGGUAUGAAAGCCUCUAGGAAGGGGGAGAGGGCGGGGGAGGGGGCGUGGACGAGGAGGACGCGGGCGCUAGGUGGCUUUUGGCGCUUAACAUAGUUUUUGGGCCAUCUGUUUCUGUAAACACAUCAUGUACUAAUGGAGAGUUUAUUUCCCUAAUCUGUUUUAUGCGCCUUAAUGUUAUUUCCUCCAUAUUUCUCAAGUUGCCUUCAGACAAAAGAGAGAUGCUAAGCUAUUUUUUGUGCCUUUUGGGAACAGUUGUGUAAACUUUUCUGGAUAUCCAUUUUUUUCCACUUUUGCAUCAAUCACUUCGAUACAAUCUCUUUGUUAUUUGGAUUUGGUUUUCCUGAAAUUAAUUAUCCAUUUUUCAUAAUCAAUAAAAAGAUUAUGA
Messenger RNA from Cuscuta campestris, 850 nucleotides. The record is from the annotation of a GenBank genome assembly. Lineage: Eukaryota; Viridiplantae; Streptophyta; Magnoliopsida; Solanales; Convolvulaceae.